AUGCUAUUCCAGUGCGAUAUCUGUCAUAAAGACUUCAAGUCAUUGCCUACUUUCAAGAAACAUAACAAAGCCUUUCAUUCAGUACUCAAGUUAUACGUAUGCAGUCGUGCGAAGUGUAGGUACGGAUGCAAUAGUAGUGAAGGGUUUAGUAAUCACUUGCGAGAGGGUCACCACAUUGCCGAUCACUUCCUACCGCCGGUGAUAAUUAGCUCCUCGUCGCCGAUCACUUCCAUCCCUCAAACGAAUUCAAUGAAUACUCCCAAUGAAUCCAUUGAAGACAAUACUGUUGAUACCGGCGCCCAAACAAGUAGUCAUACAUUAGAAUCUCAUGUGAAUACCACAACUGAUGAGCUGACAGUGACUCCAGAAAAACCAUAUAAAUGUGAUGUUAAUAACUGUGACCAAAGUUAUAGAAAUGAGGUAACGCUCAUUGGACACAAGUGGAGUGUCCAUCGCAUACCGGACCCCACACGCAAACAAACCGCUAAAUCCCAGCAAAUGAGUCGUAAGAACAACAAUAAGCCAAUGGAUGCCAACACUUCUCGCAAUAAAAGUAAGUCGACUACCGGGCCAAAGGGCAUACCAUUUAUGUGUGCUUUUUGUUGGAAAAAAUUUGAUAACGAGACCGCACUUAACGGACACACCAAAGCCAAUCACAUCCCAGUAAAGUCUCGGGUAUCUAAUGUUAGUAAGACUACUGGCGCUUCAGUGCCCAUCACUAGCACUGACAAACAUCCGAUGCCGAUACUAAGUACUGGUAUUAAUGGUGUAAUUGAACCUCCUGUUUCUAAUGUAUCCAGUAGUAACUGUAUAGAGAUUAUUGAAACUCCUACUGAAACACCGGUUCCCACCACUUCCAAUAGUUAUACAAGUCAUAUGUCCAAACCUAUUAAUACGUGGCGUAUACCUAAACGUAUACUUAGCCCUAGAUCUGCCAAUGAAUGCAUACCAGUGCCUAUAACAUCAUCGAUAGAAACUGAAAGCGAAGCACCGGUAGCUAAGAAGCCUAAAAUAACUACCUGUCCGCAGAAUACCGGUUCAUUAGUUAAUUUGGCGACGAAAAACAUAUCAAAGAUUUUCAACAAAAAGACUUUUGGUUGUGAUUUAUGUGACAAAGUGUUGGAUACGUCGGUCGCACUCACGGACCAUAUGGUGGCCAAUCAUGUCAAUGGGUUUGAUGUGAAUGACCCCCAGGGGUCAGACACUCAUGGUUUGGCCAGUGAUGAGCCGCAAAAGGCGUUCAAAUGUAAGGAAUGCGACAAAGAGUUUGAUAACAUAUUUGAUAGGAAACGCCAUCAAAAGGCAACCCAUAGCGGGUCCGUACUGUAUAGGUGUGGGAAUGGGUGUCCCGAAAGGUUUAGCAGUCAAUCGGCACUCGAUUCUCACACACGUAAAGCACAUUCACUGCCACCUGAGAAUAGCCGUAACCCUAGUGUUCCCUCCACUUCGCACAAUGAGUCUACUAAUGAUGAGUCGACUACUAGACCACCAAAUAAGGGCCCGAAAGGGAAGUUCUCGUGUUGUGGUCAGGCUUUUCAUGCCUACAAAGCCCUGUCCACUCACAUCAGAAUCGCUCACAUGAAAGUAGGUUCUCGUGUGUCGGCCACUGAUAAAACGGCUGUUCCUCUGCCUUAUGUUUGUGAUGUUAACGACUGUGGCAAUAGGUUUAGCAGUGAAUCACUGUUAGAUCUACACAAACGGAACCUACAUUCACAACAAAUACCACAUGAAGAUUGCUAUAAUUCAAGGAAUGCCAAUGUUUAUCAUGAGCACAGGCUCCCUUUACCACCAGAUCAUACCAGUCCCAGAGAUUUGACAUCCGAGUCCCCUAUUGAUACUCAUAAUAUAGGCAUAGAUUGCCGUGAAUCUGUCGGUAACACUGCGUUUCGCUGUCAAUACAGAGACUGUGAACUCGUUUUUGACAAUAAAGAUGCUUUCGAUACUCAUUUACGGUUCCGACACCGCGUAAGGGUGCCCUACCUGUGCCGUAGUCCAGGCUGUAAUCAAAAGUUUGAUAGCGUAUCACUAGUAAAGCGACAUUAUUAUGAGACUCAUAAGACAAAUGGUGGUCGAGUGCGGCCAACCCUAUCAAACCACUCGCGCACUAGUAGUGAACGCCCAUUUGGUAAUACCAGGACUGGUAAUACACGAUAUACCAGUCCCAGAGAUUAUAGAUCCCAUUCCCCCGCCAGUAGUAGUCAUAGUAGGGGCGAGCCUUCCGAACGAUCAUUAGAAGCGACUGAUUAUCGCUGCAAAUACAGUGACUGUCGACUGGAUUUUGAUAAUGAAUUUGAUUUCGUAAUGCAUAACAAGCGUAUACACGGCCUACCCGUGCCCUACAAUUGCCGUUAUCCCGGAUGCGAUCAAUCGUUUACUAGUCAAGAGCUCGUGCAGCGACACCAUCGCGAGAGCCACAGGAGUCCGGUGCGGACAACCAUUUCAAGCCACUCGCGCUCUAGUAGUGAACGUUCGUUCAGUACUAAUGCGUCGACUACCCGGCCAACUGCCCGAUCGCCGGAGUUAUUCAAAUGUACCGAUUGCGGCAAAAUUGUGGGCACACAGGAGGCGCUCCGGGGUCACUAUUUAGCCAAUCAUAUCAUAUAAACAGUUUCACAUCCCGUUUGAACAAUUUAUGGCAACAAUAAGCCAUUCAAUGACUGAACAUAUAUUUAUAAAAUAUCUUAUGAG
Messenger RNA from Oppiella nova, 2688 nucleotides. NCBI's taxonomy places the organism in Eukaryota, Metazoa, Arthropoda, Arachnida, Sarcoptiformes, Oppiidae. The record is from the annotation of a GenBank genome assembly.